AGAAGGGGAGGAGACAAACCACGUGUGAUCCCCACUAUGUGCCGCUCUGUCCUUCCUCACUAGACUUGUUUUUGUAAGCCCAUACCCUUCGCAUGUAGCCAGCUAACCCGUGUGAGCCCGGAGAAGCAGAACUGUGUGUGGGUGUGUUUUAAUUUUCCGCGUCCAACAACAGGCUCAUACAUUCAAGCAAAGCUGCGGGGGGACUUCUGUCACCACACACUGACUGCCGACCAUGGUGAGCAAGACAGAUGACAUCCCGGCGUCAGUGCCUGGCUGUAACCCGGUGGAUGUUGCAGAUGAAGCCGGGGAUGGGACCCAGGACGGCAAAGAGACGCGUCUGAAGGACUCCCCUGGCUGCGGGCACAGUGCAGAUACAGCCAUGGUAAACGGUGACGGCGCUCACGAUCAUACAGAGGAGGCGGAGUCCAAGCAGGACCGGGAUGGAGAAGCAGACGGAGGCGAGGAGUCGAACGAACAGGAAGUGAUCGUGAUCCAGGACACGGGCUUCACCGUGAAGAUCCAGGCUCCUGGAACCGAGCCGUUUGACCUGCAGGUGUCACCGCAGGAGAUGGUGCAGGAGAUCCACCAGGUGCUGAUGGACCGCGAGGACACCUGCCAUCGCACCUGCUUCUCCCUGCAGCUGGACGGAAACGUGCUGGACAACUUCGCCGAGCUCAAGUCCAUCGAGGGCCUGCAGGAGGGUUCGCUGCUCAAAGUAGUGGAAGAGCCAUACACGGUGCGUGAGGCUCGCAUCCAUGUGCGUCAUAUCAGAGACCUGCUCAAGAGCCUGGACCCGUCAGACGCUUACAACGGCGUGGACUGCAACUCGCUGUCUUUCCUCAGCAUCUUCACUGACGGCGACCUCGGAGAUAGUGGCAAACGCAAGAAAAAGGGCAACGAGCUGGAGCAAAUCGAUUGCACGCCCCCAGAGCACAUCCUGCCAGGCAGUAAAGAGCGCCCCCUAGUGCCGCUCCAGCCACAGAACAAGGAUUGGAAGCCCAUGCAGUGCCUGAAGGUCCUGACCAUGAGCGGCUGGAACCCGCCGCCCGGGAACAGGAAGAUGCACGGCGACCUGAUGUACCUGUACAUUGUGACGGUGGAGGAGCGCCACGUCAGCGUCACUGCCUCCACCCGCGGCUUCUACCUCAACCAGUCUACUACCUACACAUUCAAUCCCAAACCAGCCAAUCCCAGCUUCCUGAGCCACUCUCUGGUGGAGCUGCUGAGCCAGAUCAGCCCCGCCUUCAAGAAGAACUUCACCGCCCUGCAGAAGAAAAGAGUCCAGAGACACCCAUUCGAGAGGAUAGCCACACCCUUCCAGGUGUACAGCUGGACCGCUCCUCAGGUGGACCACGCCAUGGACUGCGUCCGAGCCGAGGACGCCUACACCUCCCGCCUGGGUUAUGAGGAGCACAUACCUGGACAGACCAGGGAUUGGAACGAGGAGCUGCAGACCACCAGAGAACUUCCCCGGAAGAACCUGCCUGAGCGUCUGCUGAGGGAGAGAGCCAUAUUCAAGGUCCACAGCGACUUUGCAGCCGCCGCCACUCGAGGCGCCAUGGCGGUGAUCGACGGCAACGUGAUGGCCAUCAACCCCGGAGAGGAGACCCGCAUGCAGAUGUUCAUCUGGAACAACAUCUUCUUCAGCCUGGGCUUCGACGUGCGGGAUCACUAUCGCGAGCUGGGCGGCGACGCCGCCGCCCACGCCGCGCCCACCAACGACUUGAACGGCGUGCGAGCGUACGGCGCGGUGGACGUGGAGGGCCUCUACACUCUGGGAACGGUGGUGGUGGACUACAGGGGCUACCGCGUCACGGCCCAGUCCAUCAUCCCGGGGAUCCUGGAGCGGGAGCAGGAGCAGAGCGUCAUCUACGGCUCCAUCGACUUCGGAAAGACCGUCGUGUCCCACAGCAAAUACCUGGAGCUGCUGGAUAAAACCAGCAGGCCGCUCAAGGUCCAGCGCCACAACGUGCUGAACGAGAAGAACGAGACGGUGGAGCUGUGCUCCUCCGUCGAGUGUAAAGGCAUCAUCGGAAACGACGGCCGACACUACAUUCUGGACCUGCUCCGCACUUUCCCUCCCGACCUGAACUUCCUGCCGGUGGAGGGCGAGGAGCUGCCCCCGGAGAGUCAGCGCUGCGGCUUCCCCCUGCAGCACCGCCAUCGCCUGGCCUGCCUCCGCCAGGAGCUCAUCGAGGCCUUCGUGGAGCACAGGUAUCUGCUCUUCAUGAAGAUGGCGGCGUUACAGCUCAUGCAGCAGAAGGCGAACAAAGACUGUAAUAAGACGGACGCGCCCGCCAUCACGGACGCGUCCGCAGAGAGCAGCGCCGACACGACGCAGGCCGCCCCCUCAGACCCCCCCGCUGCGGCAGACGCUCCCACGGACGGGACGAGCCAGACGGACGCCGCCGCCGCCGCCGUCGUGUCUGCCGCCUCAGACGCAGCGAGUGACGGAGACGAAAGCUCCACAAAGCCCGCCACAAACGGGCCCGUAGAACCCGCCGCCACCCAGAAUGGCGAGUGCAAGAGCCCACUGGAGGGUAAGGAGCUCGAGGAGAGUAUUCCGGGAUUAGCUCAGGCCAAAGAGCUGGCGGAGACCUUAGUCGCCGAGGACGGAUCUGGUAUUGAUCCCAAAAGCCGUGAGGUGGUCCUGAAUGCCUGCAAGGCGGUCGGCUCCAUCAGCAACACGUCUUUCGAUAUCCGCUUCAACCCAGACAUCUUCUCUCCAGGAGUGCGUUUCCCUGACGACAGUGCAGAAGAUGUCCAGAAGCAGAAGCAGCUGCUCAAAGACACGGCGGCCUUCCUGGUGUCCUGUCAGAUCCCCUCGCUGGUUAAAGACUGUUUGGACCACAGCGCUCUGCCGAUGGACGGAGCCACGCUGACGGAGGCUUUGCAUCAGAGAGGCAUCAACAUUCGCUACCUGGGCACGGUGCUGGAGUUCGUGGAUAAGACUCCCGCUAAAGCGCAGCUGGAGCACUUCUACAGGAUAGGAAUCAGUGAGCUGAUCACCAGAUGUGCGAAACACAUCUUCAAGACGUACCUGCAGGGCGUGGAGCUGUCGGCCCUCUCUGCCGCCGUCAGCCACUUCCUCAACUGCUUCCUGAGCUCCUUUCCCGACGCCGUCGCCCACCUGCCCCCCGACGAGCUGGUGUCUCGUCGCAAGAGCCGCAAGCGGCGCAACAGGGUCCCCGGCGGAGGCGACAACACGGCGUGGGCGAGCCUGACGCCCAGCGAGCUGUGGAAGAACAUCGCCUCGGAGGCGCAGAGCUACUAUCACUUCACCAUCCAGUGUGAAAGUGCGGACCAGGUGGUGGAGAAAUAUGGCCUUCAGAAAAUCACUCUGCUCAGAGAAAUUUCCGUCAAAACUGGCAUCCAGAUUUUGAUAAAGGAGUACAACUUCGACAGCCGCCACAAACCUGCCUUCACAGAGGAGGACAUCCUGAACAUUUUCCCCGUGGUGAAGCACGUCAACCCCAAAGCUUCGGACGCUUUCCACUUCUUCCAGAGCGGACAGGCCAAAGUGCAGCAAGGUUUUCUGAAGGAGGGCUGUGAGCUCAUCAACGAGGCUCUCAACCUCUUCAACAACGUGUACGGAGCCAUGCACGUGGAGAUCUGUGCCUGCCUGCGCCUGCUCGCACGCCUUAAUUACAUAAUGGGAGACCACCCUGAGGCUCUCAGCAACCAGCAAAAGGCCGUCCUGAUGAGCGAGCGAGUGCUGGGCAUCGAGCAUCCCAACACCAUUCAGGAAUACAUGCACUUGGCUCUGUACUGCUUUGCCAACGGACAGCUGUCGACUGCCCUGAAGCUGCUCUACCGCGCCCGGUACCUCAUGUUGGUGGUGUGCGGGGAGGAUCACCCCGAGAUGGCGCUGCUGGACAGUAACAUCGGCCUGGUGCUGCACGGAGUGAUGGAGUACGAUUUAUCACUCAGAUUCUUGGAGAACGCCUUGUCUAUCAACUCCAAGUACCACGGACCCCGGUCCCUCAAAGUGGCUCUCAGCCAUCAUCUGGUUGCGAGGGUUUAUGAGAGCAAGGCCGAGUUCCGCUCGGCGCUGCAGCACGAGAAGGAGGGUUACACCAUUUACAAGAACCAGAUGGGAGAGGCACACGAGAAAACUAAGGAGAGCUCAGAGUAUCUGAAGUAUCUCACCCAGCAGGCUGUAGCUCUUCAGAGGACCAUGAACGAGAUCUACAAGAACGGCUCCAACGCCAGCAUCAUGCCUCUGAAGUUCACGGCUCCCAGCAUGGCCAGCGUCCUGGAGCAGCUCAACAUCAUAAAUGGCAUCAUCUUUAUACCUCUCAGCCAAAAGGAUCUGGAGAACCUGAAGGCGGAGGUCCAGAGGAGGCAGCAGCUGCAGGAUCUGGGAAAGAGCGAGGAGCCCGUGGAGGACAGUCCGCUGGAACUGGAAGACAAAAUUCCCAUCGAUUAAUACUGAACUGCCCCUCCGCACAGCGUCCUUCCUGCUCGCCGGGGGAGAGGAGGGCAGCCGUGACGCAGCAGCCAAGUCGGCGAGCCUGCGGACCCGAGAGCCGAGCAGUCUCGAUCAGCAUUGAAAUACACAGGGGGAGGGUGGGGUCGGGGCAGUCCAGAGAAAAACUGUUUGAACUGUAGGACACAGAGCAGUGUCCUCCGAGGUAGGACGAACGUGAGGGAGGGAGGGAGGGAGGGAGAGUACGAGCAUCAUAGAAUCAGUGUAAUGUGCAAUCUGAAAAAUCCCCAGCCCGAGAACCCGGCGAGCGCGCCACUGGAGGUGUGAGCUACUUUGAUAUACAAUUAGCAUGGUGGCAGCCGGGGGAGGGAGACCAAGAAUGACCAUGACAUUGUAUACCAGAGCCUUAUCAACUGUACAUCACCCCCCACCCCCCUCAAAAACCCAUGCUUCCACAAAGCUUAGACCACCGUUAGCCCAGCAUCAUGUUCCCCCACCAUUGCCUAAAGAGCCUUGAAGACCUCUGACCCCUCCCCCCACACCCCCCUCCCGCGACGGUGCUUUCAACGCGUUACAGCACCCACCCUGUACUAGAACUCAGGGCUGCUUUCUCUGUGCACUAUGACCACAACACAGGCGCUAAAUUCGCGAGUUUCCACGUGAGGCUUCAGAAUGUAAAUUCGCUUCUUUGAGCCACUUACAGAUAUCACCCUUCAUUUUUCCCCCCCCCUCUUGUCCCUGAUGGUUAAUGAAUUCAGUCCCAACAGACGGUGACACAUCAGUGAGCAUCAAAUGGUCAUUCAGCUUGAUUUUCCUUUUUGUUUUUUAGUUUUUUUUUGUUUUAGUUUUUUUUUUUUAAAUAAACGAAACAGAUUUUUGUAAAACUGCACAGGAGAAUUAAGGUAUUUUAUGCCUGCUGAUCAUAAAUUAAUUUAAGCCAUGUCUGUUUUUUAGAAAAUGUAUAGAAGUGGCAAUAGAUGUAUAAAUCUCUAUUGGUUUCAGACAGGUACUUGAUUGAUGUUAAUGGGAAUAGCAGAUUUGAAAAGGUUUAGGAAAAAAAAAAGCGUCCACCUUUAAGCAGUAGAUUUAUCUAUCUAUAUACUAGCUGUGUUCAAUCUUCUAUUUUUACACACUGAAAGGAAAAAAUAUGUGCAUGUGUGUUUGUACGGUUGCCGGUGUGUGUGCGUGUGUCUUUGUGUAGUCUGACAGAAAAAUCUAAUGGCCGGAGCUGCUGCUGCUUUUUGCUGCUGCAUAGUUUGAUUAGCGGACGUCGGCUUUCCAAAUGUUUUAUAUUUGUAAAACCGGUUUAAAGACACUGACUUUGGCCUCUUCUCUCAACACAUUCACAUUCAACCACUGUUGCAAGAUCUGCCUAUGAAUGAAGCUAACCUCUUCUCACCGUUAGACAGGUGCUCAGCAUGGGCAGAACAGAUCUAUUGUGGCUGUAUUUGUUUUUUCUUUUGUUUAUUUCUGUCUUAUCCUUCCAUCUUUUUUUCAAGUAACUGUCACAGAAACCAGCCGGGAGUGAGCCGGGAGUUGUUUUAGUGCACUUUUCCCAUGCUGCUUGGAUGUGCUGAACUCAUCCACAGCACCACCAAAAGUGGACAGAAGGGCUGCUUCAGUGUGAUGUACCAAAAAGAAAAAAAAAAGGACUGAUAAAGAUUUCUUUGUGCUUGUAUACAUGCAAUGUAUCCCUCCCAUGGCAAUCUGUUACUUAAUUGUUGCCGUGUGUAGACGUAUGUGAUUUAAAGCAAUAGAGAGAUGCCGCUGGAGCUGAUUGUUUCAGAAUAUGCAGAUUUUAUUGCACAAGGUGGGCUUUUGACUGCACUGGCCGAUUGACCUGGCAGCAAGUGAGUCGCCUUGAGAACAAAGCGAGCUCUGGAGACCAGGAGACGAGGUGACUGCAGUGAAUUUCCCCCUGAUUGUGCUCUGAAACAUGAUGUGGAUGGCAGAGCGUGGUGGUAUGUGCCUAUUACUUCUGCUUCUGAAUGGUGAUGAUGGGU
This is a messenger RNA of Salarias fasciatus (jewelled blenny), 6432 nucleotides long. It is a transcript of the gene cluha, whose product is annotated as CLUH binding protein of NUMT mRNA a. The coding region runs from base 233 to 4429 and encodes 1398 amino acids. The record is from RefSeq and is a predicted model, not a curated record. The transcript is spliced from 27 exons. Gene Ontology annotation, biological process: organelle organization; intracellular distribution of mitochondria. Gene Ontology annotation, cellular component: cytoplasm. Lineage: Eukaryota; Metazoa; Chordata; Actinopteri; Blenniiformes; Blenniidae. Gene Ontology annotation, molecular function: mRNA binding; protein binding.